Messenger RNA from Punica granatum (pomegranate), 678 nucleotides. The record is from RefSeq and is a predicted model, not a curated record. NCBI's taxonomy places the organism in Eukaryota, Viridiplantae, Streptophyta, Magnoliopsida, Myrtales, Lythraceae.
UUAACAGUCUAUCUAUAUAUAAGCUUUACACAUGGGACGGGAGAGAUCAUCAGUUACCAUGAUAUUUGUCAUGCCAAAAGAACCAUAAUAUUUAACUUCAGACAUAACCCAAGUAGUCAUACUCCUCGAUUCUCCUGUGAUCAAGAUUAAAGGAUGUCAAAGGGGCAACAAUAUCCUCCAACGGUGCCACCGCCGUAUCCCUAUGGACCUCCCCCACCGUAUCUGCCGCCAGUGCAGGGCUACCCCAUCCCUAAUAUGCAACCCCAGCAUCCUCAUUACUCUUAUAAUCCGUGCGCGCCGCCUCCUCCUCAUCCACAAGCUGGCUAUUACGCUCCCCCGCCCCCAGCCAGUAAUCCCGAGAAGAGCAGCUCGUGUGGCGGACUUUGCACUGGAUUUUGUUUGGCCAUGUGCUGCUGCUGCCUGAUGGAUUGCUUUUGAAGAUGAAAGCCAUUCAACGCUUCCGGGGGAAACUUGCGAUUAGUUCAUGAAAAGAUAAAAUUUAGUACUUCCUUUUUUUCUUUUUUCUUUUUUUUUCUGAUGAGAUCAUGAGAUAUUCUCAGUCAAGAAUUAAAUUAUGUUCGGGCAUUGGCUUCUACUUUUACCAUUUCCUUUUCCCCGUUAGGUCUUUUCAAUUGUAUAAUUGUAUAUAUUAUGUGUAUAUUUUGUUCAUUCAAUUAU